AUGGGGCUCUGGCUGCUGAUGCUGCUGGUGCUUCAGGCAGUUUGGAAAGGCGCACUGGGGAAAACCCAUUCUUUGCACACAAGAGGACUCCUUGAAUUAGCAGGAACCAUAUCCUGUGGCACAGGACGCAAUGCUUUGGCGUAUCUAGGUUACGGAUGCUACUGUGGUCUGGGAGGACGAGGUUGGCCUAAAGAUAAAGUGGACUGGUGUUGCCACAAGCAUGACUGCUGCUAUGACAAGGCAGAGCGGGAAGGCUGCAGCCCCAAGAUGCUGAGAUACGAAUGGACUUGUGAACGCAAUGCUGUGGUGUGCGAUACACUGACAGAUAGAUGCCAAAAAAUGGUGUGCCAAUGUGACCAAGAAGCAGCCAAGUGUUGGGGAACAGCCUCUUAUAACCCACACUACGUCCUCUGGCCAGAUUUCUUAUGUGGACAGACUACUCCCAUGUGUCAUGUUAGUUAG
Emys orbicularis (European pond turtle) is the source of this 462-nucleotide messenger RNA. RefSeq names its product phospholipase A2-like. Gene Ontology annotation, biological process: arachidonate secretion; phospholipid metabolic process; lipid catabolic process. NCBI's taxonomy places the organism in Eukaryota, Metazoa, Chordata, Testudines, Emydidae. Gene Ontology annotation, molecular function: calcium ion binding; phospholipid binding. The coding region runs from base 1 to 462 and encodes 153 amino acids. The transcript has 4 exons. The record is from RefSeq and is a predicted model, not a curated record.